AAAUCAAAUUUCGCGCGCUAAAAUGAUGUCACUACGCAGCACUGUUGCACAGUGUCGUAGCAUUUCUGUCUUGGUCAGCCAUAUUGUAACGUACUUUCCUUUCAUCGGCAUCAUGGGACGCUACUCGAACAACGCUCCGUAAAAACUUGCAAAUUUUUGAGGCAAAAUAACAUAAAUAUAGAUAAAAAUAGAUUGCAUGUGUAUGUUUUUUGUACAAAAAGUCAAAAACCGAGUAAUUUUAUGAAUAUUUAUUGCUUAACUACGAUAAAUUGAGAUAAGAACAUGGCGUGUACGAGACGGUUAGCGUUGUCAGUCGGAAAAUUUUUUAAUAAUCAAAUAAAACGCAACUUAACCUCAAAUGUUGCUGUUGCUGAACAAAUAGAAGAAACUAAUAAAGGAAAAAUAGUGGUGGAGAAAACAGGUCCAAUCACCUUUUUCGGAAUAAACAAUCAGAAAAAAAAGAAUUGUUUGGACCGAGCAGCAGCUGAAGAACUGUCAGAUGCUUUGGAUUCAUUCGAGCAAGAUGAUGACUCGCAAGUGGGUAUAAUCCAUGGUAUAGGCGGUAAUUUUUGCUCGGGGUUCGAUUUAGAAGAGAUUUCAAAAUGCGAGAGUGAAACUGACAAUCUUCCGCAUUUUGGGACACUGAGUAGCAAGAGCGAACUGUCAAAAAAACCGCUGAUUGCCGCAAUAAAUGGGUACGCAGUAGGCGUAGGCUUAGAGCUUGCUCUCAUGUGCGAUUUACGGAUCGUCGAGGAACACUCGCGGAUGGGUUUCCUGAACCGGCGCUUUGGAAUACCAAUAAUGUGCGGAGGAACUGUAAGAUUGCCAGCAAUGAUCGGAUAUUCACGAGCCAUGGACAUGAUCCUCAGCGGUAGAGAAAUCACCGGACAAGAAGCCUUCCAGUGGGGAAUCGCGAACCGUCUUGUUGCCUGUGGCGCUGGACUGGGACAAAGUGUAUCUAUGGCUCAGACGAUAAUAAAAUAUCCGCAGCGCGCAUUACUCGCCGAUCGUACGUCGUUACAUUUCGCAUCGCUAGGCGCCAAACCUAUAGAGGAGGCUCUUGAGUUCGAAAAGGACAACUCCACGGAUAUUCUGCUUGAAGACGGCAUUCACGGGGCUAAAAAGUUUGUUGAUGGUCUAGGGAGACAUGGCAAGGCUAGUAAUAUCACCAGGUUGGACAGGACUAGUUUUAGGGAAAUAAGCGAUGAUCUUCUGUAAGAGGUCAUUGUUGUGUACUAUUUAUCUCUUGGUAUUUAUAAUAAAAUAACUUUGUGCAA
Messenger RNA from Cotesia glomerata, 1277 nucleotides. Its product is annotated as 2,3-dehydroadipyl-CoA hydratase-like. NCBI's taxonomy places the organism in Eukaryota, Metazoa, Arthropoda, Insecta, Hymenoptera, Braconidae. The transcript is spliced from 4 exons. The record is from RefSeq and is a predicted model, not a curated record. Bases 283 to 1218 code for a protein of 311 amino acids.